GAAUGGACAGACCCCACUUUAUGGAGCUUCACUUGAAGGUCAUGUGGCAAAUAGUGAGACUACUGCUGGAGAAGAGAGCUGAUGUCAGCAUCUGUGACAAGAAUGGUUGUAGUCCAGUGUAUGGAGCCAGCCAGAAUGGCCACACAGAUGUAGUGGACCUACUAGUCCAGGCAGGAGCUGACAUCCACCUGGCCACCACUGAGUAUGGCAGUGUUCCUCUGGGGAUAGCUGCUGCAAAGGACAUACUGAGACUGUCCAGAGACUGUUGGAGUUAGGAGCAAACCCCAACCACCAGAACAAGAAUGGUUGUAGUCCAGUGUAUGGAGCCAGCCAGAAUGGCCACACAGAUGUAGUGGACCUACUAGUCCAGGCAGGAGCUGACAUCCACCUGGCCACCACUGAGUAUGGCAGUGUUCCUCUGGGGAUAGCUGCUGCCAAAGGACAUACUGAGACUGUCCAGAGACUGUUGGAGUUAGGAGCAAACCCCAACCACCAGAACAAGAAUGGUUGUAGUCCAGUGUAUGUAGCCAGUGAGUAUGGCCACACAGAUGUAGUGGACCUACUAGUCCAGGCAGGAGCUGACAUCCACCUGGCCACCACUGAG
Molecule: messenger RNA, 604 nt
Organism: Geodia barretti
Lineage: Eukaryota; Metazoa; Porifera; Demospongiae; Tetractinellida; Geodiidae
Source: the annotation of a GenBank genome assembly